This is a messenger RNA of Cephus cinctus (wheat stem sawfly), 2336 nucleotides long. RefSeq names its product forkhead box protein K1 (gene FoxK). Gene Ontology annotation, molecular function: DNA-binding transcription factor activity, RNA polymerase II-specific; protein binding; RNA polymerase II cis-regulatory region sequence-specific DNA binding. The record is from RefSeq and is a predicted model, not a curated record. The transcript has 5 exons. The coding region runs from base 1 to 1671 and encodes 556 amino acids. Gene Ontology annotation, biological process: regulation of transcription by RNA polymerase II. NCBI's taxonomy places the organism in Eukaryota, Metazoa, Arthropoda, Insecta, Hymenoptera, Cephidae.
AUGUCUACGUAUUCCCGGACGCAGGAGAGCGACGCGUGGGCGCUGCUUGCUCUCAAAUCGGCACCGGCGAGCCCGACCAAGGUGCAAUGGAACCCGGAGUCCAAGGGAGCACCGAUAGCACGUCUCGAAGGACGGGAAUUCGAGUAUAUGGUGCGCCAGAGGCGCAUCACCAUCGGGCGCAACAGCAGCAAGGGUGAGGUGGACGUGAACAUGGGUCACUCCAGCUUCAUUUCGAGACGGCACCUCGAGAUAUUCUACGACCAUCCCUACUUCUUCAUGAUGUGCAACGGAAAGAACGGUGUCUUCGUGGACGGGGUCUUCCAGAGGAAGGGGGCUCCUGCUUUUCAGUUGCCAAAAACGUGCACAUUCAGAUUUCCGAGUACAAAUAUAAGACUGGUGUUCCAAUCACUAGUGGACGAGCAGGAGCAAGGUAACGUUCGUGUUCCUUCACCGCCAAAGCAGAGGGCUCCAUUACCACCACUGCGCAUCAAUAUUCCCGACACAGGGUAUAGCAGUCCGUUCCCAUCUCCAACAGGGACGAUCAGUGCAGCAAACUCGUGUCCGGCCAGUCCGCGUGCCGGUCAGGGCAGGAGAAACAUAUCGGCUGAUUUGCAAAUGGUGGCCGCAUAUGCCGCGGCCGUAGCAAAUGAUCCUCAAAACUCAGGAAUAGAGAGGCACGAGAGUGGCCAGAGUUCCAGCAGACAGAUGAGCCCGGAGCCUGGCGUGGAGUCACGCUACAGAGGUGGAAGCAGUGCAGGUCCAAAUGGCACCGCGGCUCACUACAGUCCGCCUAAGGAUGACUCGAAACCGCCAUACUCCUAUGCACAACUGAUCGUACAAGCAAUAGCAUCAGCGCCUGAUAAACAACUCACCUUAUCAGGCAUCUAUUCUUACAUCACGAAGAACUAUCCAUACUACAGAACUGCCGAUAAAGGAUGGCAGAAUUCGAUCAGGCAUAAUCUAUCUCUCAAUCGUUACUUCAUCAAAGUACCCCGCAGUCAGGAGGAACCUGGCAAAGGAUCCUUUUGGAGGAUAGACCCACAAUCGGAGGCCAAACUCAUAGAGCAAGCUUUCAGGCGGAGAAGGCAACGUGGCGUUCCGUGCUUCAGGGCUCCUUUUGGAUUAUCCUCAAGAAGCGCACCAGCAUCGCCGUCGCACGUGGGAAUCAGUGGAUUAAUGACUCCCGAGUGUCUCAGCCGGGAAGGUUCACCAGGUCCCGAAUCAUAUCCAGACAGCUCCGUGCCAUCUCCUGCGGGACAGCUAACGAGUCAGUCUGCUCCAGGUUCACCCGGUCAUCCUUACGCUCCGCCAUCAGCUCCCACUCAUAAAGGUCGUCUUAUGCAGCAGAUCACGAUUGUGACAAAUGGCGUCAGUGGCGAUAUAGCCAGAGAAGAAAAAUACUUGGUGCCUGGAAACGUAGUGGAGGAGCACUCGUUGUCCCCUGCUGGACAAUACAGUCCAGCUCCUGUUAUCGUACAAACCUCCUAUAAUUACAGUGGGAGUUUCAUUGGACCUGACGCAGGCGUUGGGGGUGGUAAGAGAGCACACGAGGAACCGGAUAGUUCGCCAGGCUCACCGGCCCCCCUUGCCAUUGUCGAGAGUCCGGAGCCGCCUGAGCAUCAGCAGCAACAACCUAAACGUCAGCGUAUCCACGACGCGGACGAUCAUUGAACUAUUCCCCUAGCUUCUUUCUAUGUAGGACUUUGUUACAUUACAUUAUCUACUGACGUCCAGGCGCACCGCACGUUCUCAAAGCUGUUUCCACUGACCAUGGCAGCCAUGAAACCAUGAAGGUAUCACUUUCAAUUACAAUUAAAAUGUAGUUGAAUCCGACUUUUCCUAGAGAUUGGACAUGUUCCAUUGGCCUUUAGAUAUCGAGGUAUAUCUACUGUCAUUUCUGAAAGAGCCGCUAUUAUAUACGAGUGAACCGCGUGCGAUAAUCGGAAAAAUUAUAUCAGACAAAAUUAAGAAAAGUUGUAUUUGGCAUCAGAUUGUUGACCUAAUACGGCGACAUUUGUAUUGGCAGACUAAUCUAAUGUAGCAUUAGACACGUCUUUGAGCUCUCAUGGAGAAAAACAGGGACUCCGUAGUCAUUCUUUUGGUAUUCUUUUUAUUUUUUUCUUCUGGAGAUUGGAAGGAGCUAUAGGAGAACGAUCGGUGCGUUUGAUUUGUACGUAGGAUCCCCCGAAAUAUAAUUACUCAUCGCAAAUGACCAAGUUGUUAUUUCAAAUCGUAACUGCAACAGCCGUUUUCACUUUUUGUUUUUUCUUCUUCCAUGGACACGCGUUACUUUAUACUGUAUCACUUCAUACACGUAUACUACAUAACACAGACAA